Messenger RNA from Akanthomyces muscarius, 384 nucleotides. RefSeq lists its product as uncharacterized. Bases 1 to 384 code for a protein of 127 amino acids. The transcript is spliced from 3 exons. Lineage: Eukaryota; Fungi; Ascomycota; Sordariomycetes; Hypocreales; Cordycipitaceae. The record is from RefSeq and is a predicted model, not a curated record.
AUGCUAUCGUCCACGCCAUGGCUUUUGCUUCUGAUUUCGACCAGGGCAGCAGCGACGUGCUAUAGCUACGAAGGCAAGGAGCUUUCCGCGUAUCCCUGCAAUGCGACGGCAAAAAUCAGUCCUUGCUGCGGUAGCGAUGACCUUUGCUUGUCCAACGGAUUGUGUCUGAAUGCCGGCGGAAAUAAUGCCUUUGCUCAGCAGGGCUGUACGGACAGAGACUGGGGCGCCCCAUGUCACAAAUACUGCACCGGCUACGUUGGCAGGCUCGGCGACGAUGGCGAUUACCGCCAUUUUAACCACCGUUCCCAUCUUUUCAAACGCAUCGCGGGCGGCAGGGAGUCCGACAACUUCAACAAGCACCGGGACCACCACAUCCAAAACUGA